GACACUGCUGUCCCUCUCCUCUCACACUGACACACUCCUGACUGGACAGGAGACACUGCCACAGCCCUCUCUUAAAGUGCUCAGCCUCUGAGCAGCCGACUUGCUCACACCAGAGUACUGGAUUGUGACUGUGGUUGCUCAGAGCCAGGCGUCCCUGCCUCUUCGUUGUGUACCCUGCAGAAGUACCCCGGCGCUUAUCUGAUUCCCCAGAAGGACUUCGACCGGACGUGCAUCAGCACAGUGCAGGUGCUGGAGAAGGAGAAGGAGCAGCCCCUCUGCAGCACAAAGAGCGCCGACGGCCCGCGGAAGGUGGACCGGACCCCAGAGCUCACGAAGAGCGGGCCUUACCAGCACGCCACCUGGGCGCAGGACUUCGGGACGAGCCCGAUCCUCCAGCAGGGCCACGAAAGCCCCGCACUCAACUUCUGCGGCCCCUACAUCCUGUGCCCUCAGUCGCCCUCUUCCUCCUCCUCUUCCUCCUCCUCCCCCUCGGACUACAUGCCCUUCGACUCCCCCGCGGGCGCGCCGCCGUCUGGCAGCCUGCUGCCCGAUGCGUCGCAGGGCUACGUGGAGGUGCCGGUGGCCUUCCAGAGCCCCCCGCGGGAAGAGAGCGAGGGGUACCCCCAGGUCCCCCCGGCCGGACCCCCCACUGGGGACCUCCCCAUGGACCCGCCCCCCGCCUACAGCCCCUCCCCCUUCGCCCCGCCCCCGGCCGGGGGCUCCGCCCUGCUCCUCAAGCAGGUGGGCGACUACUGCUUCCUGCCCGAUCCCAGUGGCAAGGACUGGGACACAGCCGACACCCCCGGGUGCCCCUCCACCCAGGAGGCUGGCCCCCCAGGCAAGGCGGCGCAGGGGAAGGCCCAGGCCCUGGCGCUGAUCGGCGACAGCCCCUACGUGCGCUUGGCCCAGCCCGGCUGCCGCGAGCAGGACUGGGGGCCCCUGGAGCUGUGGGGGGCCCCGCCUGUCGAGACGGGGCCGAAGGGCCGCCGGAUUCUUCCCGAACGAACCGGCAGAACUCCGGCGGGGGGGGGGGGCCCGGGAAGAGCCCCCCCUCCCUGCCCCACACUUCCGAUGAGCUCGGGACCUCCGCUGCACUGAGCUGCUCAUCCCAUGGAAAACACCACCCCUCCACUCCUACGCCCGGAGAAUCCAUCGGGAAGCUCCGGGGAGAGCGCAGCAUUAACGCCCCGCUGGGCCAGGCACCCUGGGACUGCGGAGCACCAGGGCGGGCAGACACACCGCCUGCUGCUCCUGCUCGUCAGCGAGCCAACUCCACGCGCACGACGCACCACACAGGGUGAUCGCCCCAGCGCCUCGGGCGUGAAAACGAGGGGGCCUGCGUCUUUUAUUUCCAGGGCUGGGGGGGGCGAGGGGGUGGUCGGUUCCGUUGCUGCACAAUAAAAACAAGAAUAAUUC
Messenger RNA from Lepisosteus oculatus (spotted gar), 1416 nucleotides. NCBI's taxonomy places the organism in Eukaryota, Metazoa, Chordata, Actinopteri, Semionotiformes, Lepisosteidae. The record is from RefSeq and is a predicted model, not a curated record.